Messenger RNA from Lymnaea stagnalis (great pond snail), 5630 nucleotides. The record is from the annotation of a GenBank genome assembly. Lineage: Eukaryota; Metazoa; Mollusca; Gastropoda; Lymnaeidae.
GUAUCCUGGGCGGCGGCAGUAAAGGCGGGAAAGACGACAGCCUCAUCAAGACGCUGCUCCUGCUCCGCCUCCUCACCGGCAACCAGCAGACGACGACCACCACCACGCUGACAGCGGCGAACGUCGCCUUCCAAAACGGUCAGUUCGUGAGCGUGGCGACCGGAGCCCUGGUCACGUUCACAGACCCGGUGACUGGACUUGCUGUCCCGGCGACUCAACUGGCGAUCGAUCCGAUAUCAGGUACGUCCACCGUCAACUGUAGAAGAUUCGUCCAGCUGACCUGCUUGUUUCAGCAACCCAUUUUUCGACGCAUCCAGUAUUGGAUACGGGACGUCUGAUGGAACAAAAAUUUUGAUGUGUUUAGCUAUAUACGUGGUACACAAUAAUCGCGGACCUUCUCAUCGUUGCAUGGAGAUCUUGUGCUAGUUAAUAUUUAUACAUGCGAACCUAACUUUGGUUGAUGAGAGCAAAUUGGGACAAAAUGUUGGCUGAUGAGUGUUCCUAUUGUUUACAGAUGAGAAUAAAAAGGGGCCGUAUGACCUUUGAUGAGAACAGAUAAGGACCUUUUAUUCGUUGAUGAGUAGGCAUAAGGGCGUUCAGGGCCCGAAUGUUGAUUGUUUUGAGGUUGUGAUUAUUUAAUAUCUGUUGAUGAUUAUAUCAUGAUGUUCAUUGUCUGAAAGAUAUUGAAAUGAAUAUAUUAGAACUACGGGUGAUCGAUUAGUUAGCUCUGUAGCUCAUGUAAGAGUUAGUCCCAUUGGCGUAGCUAAGGUUAGGGGCAUUCGGGGAGGACGUACAUGUUUUCUGCCCCUUUCUACGAAAAAAAACAUCUGAAUUGUAGAAAAAAAAUGCCGCCCUUUAAUAUUUAAAGAAAAAUGUCCGGCCUGGGACAACACCACACCCCCCUCUCACAAUUCUUCUACAUCACCGGUUGGUUCUAGAUAUAUGAACAUUGACCUGUUCAUUUUCGUCCACAGGGGCUGUCUUUGACACAACCACCAAUCGUAUUGUUAUUUUCACCGAUCCAACGACGGGCGCACAAGCCCAGGCCUUCGCGGCCCCCGUAGGUACCGCAGUCCCCGGAGUCUUGGGUGAGUUGAUGGCAUUUGUUCUUCUCAUUUCGUAUAUACCCUUGGUGCACUAGCGUUUACAUGUGAGACGUUGUCAGCUUGAGAGUGUCGAAUAAUUACAAACAGGUGAUGACGAGGCCAUGACAAGCAGCUCCGGCUCAUGACGGCGAGACCACAGUAUGGGAACUGCUCAUUCCUGCCGAAGACUAUCAAAGACUGGAAAAAGCUUCCAAAAAGAACAGCUGAGGUGACAGCACUUGACAUAUUUGUGGUCUACUGCUUCAGGGCUUUCAAACCCAACGUCCUGAUACCCUCGUUGGGUAGCCCUUGCGACCAGGGAAAUAUCCUCUUAAAUUCCAGGCACAGAACCGUUGCAAAUCCUUCUAGGUACAUAGGAGCCAGAAUGAUCAAUUCAUUGAUCGUGGGCCCUUAAUCUAUAGAAGAAGAUGACGACAAACUGUCUGACGGAGCGGACAGACAGUGCAGACAGACAGAUCGUAUGGUGUUAAUAAAUGCCACAUAAAUACUCUAUAUUUUUUCAUUAUGUCUAAAUACAUUUCUCUCCCGGGGCUUUCCGAUUUCUUCUGAUCAUUCCUUUCUUUCAAUUUUCGUUUAACACUCUCCUUUAUCAUCAGGCAACACCAUACCUACCAUUAUCGGACGUGGUCUUGCGAGAAAUCCAUUGAGGGGGUUAUUCAACCUGAACAACAACAACAACAACCGCCUGAACAACAGGUUGAUCUCAGUCUUGCCCCAACCAACAUCGGCACCAACUCUUGGUAACUUUCGAUUUAUGUGGAUAGCUUCCCUUUCGUGUUUGUGUUGAAAUUUUGAUACAGUUCCACAAUCAUUCCCUAUUUCUUAACUUCUCUCUCUCUAUCUCUAUCUCUCUCUCUAUUUUUCUAUCAGCCACACUAACUCUCCCACUUUGUCACUCUCUCUCUCUCACUCUCUCUCUCUUCCAAUCUCUCUCUCACACUCCAUCUUUUUUACACUCCGACACUUCUGCCCUAUUUCUUAAGCUUUCUUUUCCUUGCCCAUGGCAAGGUGACAUUUGUUAAAGAACUGAAAUGCUACUGGCUGACGACAAUGUAUUAACCUCUUUCCUCCAUCCCCAGCAGGUGGCACCGGUAGGGAGGCCAUCAACCUCAUCUUCUUGUCCCCUUCCUCCCUCCCCCUCCCCCUUCAGCCCGGUGACGGGAGCGCCACGUCAGUGCGGGGAUCACUCAGGGAAAUCCUCGGAGACGAUCUGACCAGGUUCAUCAACACCGCCCAGCUCGUGUCAGGUCAAGGUCUCCCCAACGCCCCGGCCGGGGGCCAAAAAUGUACGUAACUUUGGGGAUAACGCCCGGACAUUCCUGCCAUGUUUUCGUGGGCGCGUAAUUAAUUAUUCAAAAGUUGUGACGCGAAAUCAGAUUGGAUUAAAUAGGAUUAAAUGGGAUUAGGAUACAAAUAUCUGGAGGAAAAAAAACCGAGGUUGUAAUGUAUGGCCAGGUUUUUAUGCCAUCUUAAAAAAAAAAAGCUCUACUAGGGAAGAGGAUAUAUUUUAGUCUAGAAGCAGUAUCUAAAAAUAUGAAAUGGUUGUAUACAGUGACGUCAUCCAAACUGCUUGACACUGUCUGGGAUGUGGCGGGAAGAAAAGUUGGGGGGGAAAAAAAGGGGGGGGGGGGGGGGCUCAUUGUUGGGAGGACACAUUGGGAUGAUAAGGAUUCUUCUUCUUUUUGUCCUUCUAAGUGUUCAAUUUUAAAAAAAAAAACUAAAAUUAUAUUUAUUUAUUUUUAUUUAAUUCUGUUUUGCUAUUUUUAAAAAAAUUAUAUACUAAUCUUAAUCUCACUAAAUAGUUUAUGAAAGUUUGAAAUAUUCAUUGUAGCAGGCAACAUAAGUAGUUAAGACUGGUCCAGUGCGUACACGUUGAUAUUAACAUGACAUAAGUGACAAUUCUUCACAAAUUCAUUUCCUGCAAUCAGCACAGUCGGAAAAAGAACAUUUUUACCAGGGUAAACCCAACGAACAACCCCCCCCACCCCACCCCACCCCCCACUUCCAAGAAGGAAAAAAAAAGCAUCAGUAAUUUUUUUUAAAAUUUAUUUAAAAUGUGUGGUUUUUAAUGGUUCGCUUUAGUAUUUAUAAUUUAUGUUAACAGUCAAGAUGUAAAAUAUGAUCAGAUUCCCCGACCAUAAUAUCCCCACCCACCUCCGCAAACUGCCUAAUGUAAACCACAAUAACUUUACACAUUUAACCAAUCAGAUUCUUGGAUGAUGUUUCAUCCCUCACUUUGUCCUCAGCGUGCACGGUCAUCCGUAGCGGCGAGUCCGUCCCCUUCCGGGUCAGCCCUCGAGGGGGUCGCAGGCUGACGUCAGAGGAAUGUGACGCCAUGGGCAAACUCCUGGACAAAUUCAUUCCCACCUUCCUCCAGAACUUCGUCCCGAGCGACGCGGCGUUCGCCGGCUUCGGCAGCAACAACAGCAACAAUAACAUCAACAGCAACCGAAUUAACAACAACAACAACAAUAUCAUCCCAUUACAGCCCACGGCCGCCGGCACCAACGCUAACGGCAUCUUCGGCGGCACGCUGGCCACCCACACCAACACCAACCCGAUCACAAACACCAACCGGCCGAGUACAAACCCAAACAGCCUGAACCAGUUCAUCAACGUCAGGAACGACCACGAGGGCUGCACCAUAGCCGUGCCCAACAUCGUACCGCAAUGUUAGCUGUCGUCGUCGUCGUCGAUGUACGUGCAGGGCUUAGCGGAGGACGUCAAGAUUGUACCGACGUGUUGAAUGAUAUCAAGAUUCCUACCCACAGGCUGUUUUAAUAGUAUACUGAUGGUCAGUAUUAGAACCCCCCCCCCUCCCCUUUUCCCCUUUAAACGGCAGGCCACUCUGUCCAAAGUUCAAUUUGAAGAACAGUUGUGCCGGACGCUUGAAAGGUCGCUGAUUGGUCGUUGUUUAGAUUCGUGAGACUUGGUAACGUGAUGACUCCGUUACUUGGUCACGUGAUGACCCUGUUACUUGGUCACGUGAUGACCCUGUUACUGGGUCUCGUGAUGAACGUGUUACUUGGUCACGUGAUGACACUGUUACUUGGUGACGUAAGUUCGGCUACAUCAGCCGGCAAAUUAUAUCUUGAGAGAGAAGAAGAGGGGGGGGGGGGGGCAAAGAUACGCGGAUCAUUUAAUAUAUCAUACGGUUUUACUUGGUCACGUGAUGACACUGUUACUUGGUGACGUAAGUUCGGCUACAUCAGCCGGCAAAUUAUAUCUUGAGAGAGAAGAAGAGGGGGGGGGGGGGGCAAAGAUACGCGUAUCAUUUAAUAUAUCAUACGGUUGUGGAGUACAUCUUGUGGGGUGAAUUUAAAACAGUGGUGCAGGUGGUAGUACGAUACUGUUCAACACUUAAUGGUAAACCUGUCUUGCUUCUCAAUGGGUUAAGGUGUUGUGUAUUAAUUUUUUUUUUCUUCUGAAUAUGUUGAUUUUGUAAAUAUUGCUUAAAAUUUUAAGAACUUGGUCUCUUCAUGUCCCCCACCAACUCAGUCAAAAUGUCAUGUUUAUAUUAUUCGAAUUGGUGUGCCAUUUUCACUAUUAUAUUAUAACACUUCUAUUUUUGAUGGAUUAUUUAUAUACGAUUUUUCUUUUUUUAACUUUCGAGACAUUUUUUAAUAUUGUUGCUUUUGAUAUUCAUGCUCGUACUUUUUACGACGACUUUGACCCCUCUGAUUUUGACCCCACUGAUUUUGACCCCACUGAAGUCGUAGCUGGUACAGAAUUAGCCGUGUGACGUGUCAUGACAUGCGAUCUAAUCUUUGAGAACAUUAAAAACAUUAAUUUAAAAAAAAAAUAAUACUUAACGGGGUUUUCCGUUCCAGAAAGUGCUGCUAUUUAUAGAACAUUACCAUGUACACUGUAAAUAUGAUUUAAUCAUAGCCCAACGUGAAGCAAUCAUAAUCCUGGUUAUGUACACAACAUAAGAAGCGUAUGUUUGAUGUAUGUAAGAUUUUUUUUGAAAUACUUAUAUUAUGAUAUAUAUUGUUUUUUUAAUGCUUUUUUUUUUUGCUUUAAUUCAAUUUUUGUGUAUAUAUUUUUUACUUUUAUUUUUUUCUCCACCCUACGGUGAAUGCUACUAAAAGAUGUCUGCAAAAUUUGACAAAUUUAGAUCAGCAAAACAUUUUUUCAGGACAUGAUAUUAUAAUUAUUUGUUUUAAAUAACCUCUUGCUGGAUUAUUCCAAAUGGUACGUUGGACAAAGAGAUUUGCUAGAUAUAAAACAAUGUAUGUCUUCUACAGAGCCUUGAAAAACGUUCAAAUUAAUAUAUCGAUUAAGAAAUCAGAUUGACAUCAAUUCACUUCCAUGGGCGUGUCUGAAAGUGCGCCCCCCUCUCCCACCACGGGGUCGUCUCCUGUGCAUGUGUAAAAGCUUUGGGUGUUUCGUAUGAAUGAACCAUGUCAAGUUUUGUGAUUGGACAUGACGGUUGUGUGGAACAGGACAUUAGCCUUGCGAUACGAUGCUUGUGAAAACUGUGGCCUAGUUCUAUGAUCAAAUUAAUAAAAUAUUUAUAUUAAA